AUGGCCGCAGCCACACCCCACUCGCCGCCGCCGCAACAGCUUUCAUCGCCCUUCCUGGAGUAUAUUAGGGCCCCCGGCGGCCUCGACAAGGUCGUGCUCCGUGGGAGGCGCAGCUGCUCCGUGGAGAUCCGUCUUUUUGGAGGUCAAGUAACUUCAUGGAAGAAUGACCAUGGCGAGGAGUUGCUUUUUGUCAGCAGCAAGGCCAUCAAGCCUCCAAAACCGUUUCGUGGUGGGAUACCUAUUUGCUUUCCCCAGUUUGGAACUCAGGGAAAUCUUGAGCAACAUGGAUUUGCAAGAAAUCGGCUUUGGGCUAUUGAUGAUAAUCCACCCCCUUUACCAGUAAAUCCUGCAAUUAAAGCUUUUGUUGAUCUUAUUCUGAAGCCUAGUGAAGAUGAUUUAAAGAUGUGGCCACACAGUUUCGAGUUUCGCUUGAGAAUUGCUCUUGGUGCUGGUGGAGAUUUGAGUCUCACGUCUCGAAUCAGGAAUACCAACACUGAUGGAAGACCUUUUUCUUAUACAUUUGCAUAUCACACAUACUUCUCUGUUUCUGACAUAAGUGAAGUACGCGUCGAAGGGCUGGAAACAAUGGACUACCUUGACAACAUGAAGGGAAAGGAGCGUUUCACAGAGCAAGGAGAUGCUAUUGUAUUUGAAUCAGAAGUUGAUAAGGUAUAUCUUGCUGCACCCUCGAAAGUUGCAAUUAUUGAUCAUGACAUGAGAAGAACAUUCGUCGUGACAAAAGAAGGACUUCCCGAUGCUGUUGUUUGGAACCCUUGGGAUAAGAAGGCAAAAGCUAUGCAAGAUUUUGGGGAUUCAGAAUACAAGCACAUGCUUUGUGUGGAGCCUGCAGCCGUUGAGAAGCCAAUUACCCUCAAGCCUGGUGAAGAGUGGAAAGGAAGGCUUGGGCUCUCCGCUGUUCCUUCCAGCUACUGCAGUGGGCAGUUAGAUCCAUUAAAGGUCCUUCAUGGUUGA
Triticum turgidum subsp. durum (durum wheat) is the source of this 972-nucleotide messenger RNA. Lineage: Eukaryota; Viridiplantae; Streptophyta; Magnoliopsida; Poales; Poaceae. The record is from the annotation of a GenBank genome assembly.